AUGAUAUCGGUUCAUAUUCUUAUAUAUUUCUUCUCAUCUAUAUCUAUUGUUAUAGGUAUCAAUCCACUAGCCCACAAAGAUUUUUUUGAUGUACGUCAGCUUUACAGUAUCAAAUCGUUAUUCGACGCCGGCGUACAUUUAGGCCAUAAAACUGGAGUUUGGAAUCCAUUAAUGAAGCAAUACAUCUACGGUGAUAGACAUGGCAAUCAUAUUAUCGACUUAAACGAGACUGAUCGUCAUCUUUUUCUGGCCUUAAAUGUAACAAGUCAUAUUGCAUAUCGCAAAGGUGUGAUAUUAUUCGUUUGUUGUCGUCCUCAGUUUCAACACCUUGUACAAAAGACAGCACGAGAAUGUCAAGAGUUUUUCGUUAUACAAAGAUGGCGAGGUGGUAUUCUGACGAACGCUCAUAAACUACUACCAGUACCUCGUUUACCUGAUUUAAUAAUCUUUUUAAGUGUCCCAUACAACAUGGAUGCAAUAAGAGAAUCUGCACAGGCUAAUAUACCAAGUAUUGGAAUUGUCGAUACUGAUUGUAAUCCUAAUCUUAUCACCUAUCCGAUUGCUGGUAAUGAUGAUAGCUUAUCUUCCUUGGAAUUAUAUUGCCGCUUAUUUAGCACUGCUAUCUUAAAUGCAAAAGUACAGAGACAAAAUGAUGACAACUACACUAUCGAUAAAUCAAAUGAUGGAGAAACACCAAGAGACAACUCUCGAGCGGAAAUGGCCUCAUAA
This is a messenger RNA of Trichoplax adhaerens, 729 nucleotides long. RefSeq lists its product as uncharacterized. Gene Ontology annotation, cellular component: ribosome; mitochondrial small ribosomal subunit. The transcript is spliced from 2 exons. Bases 1 to 729 code for a protein of 242 amino acids. The record is from RefSeq and is a predicted model, not a curated record. Gene Ontology annotation, biological process: translation. NCBI's taxonomy places the organism in Eukaryota, Metazoa, Placozoa, Uniplacotomia, Trichoplacea, Trichoplacidae. Gene Ontology annotation, molecular function: structural constituent of ribosome.